CUCUGGACUCGUAUAUACAUAUAUAUAUACUCAUCAUCACAAGGCUCUUAUUCUUUUCUAUCAAUCUAUUGUUACACCAAUGGCCAUGCGAAAGAUUUAUGCAUCUCUCCCUGCUGUAGCUGCCGGAGUUGGAUUCUUCUUCUAUAAUGCAAAGGACCAUGCAAGAAGAAUUUCAGCAUCUAAUCAAGAAACAAUAUCUACAACAAGAGUGGUGGAAGAACAAACCAAGGCCAUUAGAAAACCAAGUGUGGCACCACAGUUUGAUGGUUUGCGUUGUUUUGAAACAUUUGUUAUGAACAAGAAACUUGCAAGAGGGAUUUCAGCAUCUAAUCAAGAAACAAUAUCUACUACAAGAGUAGUGGAAGAACAAACCAAGGCCAGUAGGAAACCAAGUGUGGCACCACAGUUUGAUGGUUUGCAUUGUUUUGAAACAUUUGUUAUGAAUUAAAUCCUCUGAAAGAUGUAC
Messenger RNA from Arachis stenosperma, 466 nucleotides. RefSeq lists its product as uncharacterized. Bases 80 to 448 code for a protein of 122 amino acids. Lineage: Eukaryota; Viridiplantae; Streptophyta; Magnoliopsida; Fabales; Fabaceae. The transcript is spliced from 3 exons. The record is from RefSeq and is a predicted model, not a curated record.